This is a messenger RNA of Iphiclides podalirius (scarce swallowtail), 1365 nucleotides long. Lineage: Eukaryota; Metazoa; Arthropoda; Insecta; Lepidoptera; Papilionidae. The record is from the annotation of a GenBank genome assembly.
AUGGGAAAGGCGUUGCUGCAGGCGCACGACGUGGUCGCGCGCGAGGUGUACGGCGAGGAGUCCCUGCGCGCCUCUCCGCCGCCAGUCAACGGGCGCACCACCGCCCAGCCCGCCGAAGAGGACGAGGACACCGAGCCGGAGUUCGAGAACGUGACCAGGGUGCGCCUCGUGCAGUUCCAGAAGAACACCGACGAGCCAAUGGGCAUAACGCUGAAACUGGCAGACGAUGGGCGUUGCAUAGUGGCCCGCAUCAUGCACGGUGGCAUGAUACACCGCCAGGCGACGCUGCACGUCGGCGACGAGAUCAGGGAGAUCAACGGCACUCCUGUCGCCAAUCAGUCCGUCGCACAGCUGCAGCGAAUGCUUCGCGAAGCUCGCGGUUCGGUCACGUUCAAGAUCGUGCCUUCGUACCGCUCUGCACCGCCGCCCUGCGAGAUAUUCGUGAGAGCGCAAUUUGAUUACGAUCCCCUAGAAGACGAUUUGAUCCCAUGCGCUCAAGCCGGCAUAGCCUUCAAUACAGGGGACAUACUCCAGAUAAUCAGCAAGGACGACUCGCACUGGUGGCAGGCGCGUAAGGACGCGGCUGGCGGCUCUGCGGGGCUGGUGCCGAGCCCCGAGCUGCAGGAGUGGCGCGCCGCGUGCGCCGCCGCCGAACGCUCAAACGCCGACCAAGUCAACUGCUCCAUAUUCGGACGCAAAAAGAAACAAUCGAAGGACAAAUACCUGGCGAAGCAUAACGCCGUCUUCGACCAGCUCGAUGUGGUAACCUACGAGGAGGUUGUAAAACUACCAUCUUUCCAAAGGAAGACGAUAGUUCUGCUCGGUGCCCACGGCGUGGGCAGGCGUCACAUCAAGAACACUCUGAUCUCGCGACACCCAGACCAGUACGCGUACCCAAUACCGCAUACAACUCGCCCCCCACGCCCCGACGAGGAGAACGGGCGCCAUUACUACUUCGUGACGCACGAGGAGAUGAUGGCCGACAUCGCUGCCAACGAGUAUUUGGAAUACGGCACCCACGAGGACGCAAUGUACGGAACCAAACUGGAUACGAUCCGGCGCAUCCACGCCGAGAGGCGCGUCGCCAUAUUGGACGUGGAGCCGCAAGCGCUUAAAGUGCUGCGCUCGGCCGAGUUCGCGCCCUACGUGGUGUUCGUGGCCGCGCCGCCGCUGAACAACGUGGCGGACUACGACGGCUCGCUGGAGGUGCUCGUGCGCGAGUCGGAGCAGCUGCGCCGCACUUACGGCCACCACUUCGACCUCUGCAUCGUGAACAACGACAUAGACGACACGCUCGCCCAGCUCGAGGCGGCGCUCGCCCGCCUGCGCACCUCGCCCCAAUGGGUGCCCGUCGCAUGGGUCUAC